Cylicocyclus nassatus is the source of this 1279-nucleotide messenger RNA. The record is from the annotation of a GenBank genome assembly. Lineage: Eukaryota; Metazoa; Nematoda; Chromadorea; Rhabditida; Strongylidae.
UUGAUUCAUAUAAUGCAAUUCCUGAUGAUCGGAUUUUUUUGUUCUACACCACGUGGCUUACAUGUCUCACCAAUUUGUUAGUACAUCCAUCAGACUUGUAAUGGCAACUCUCCCGGAAGAUGUUCUCCUUGGCUGUGGUAACCCUUUGCUUGACCUUCAAGCCACCGUUGAAAAAGACUUCUUGGACAGAUGGGGACUGAAGGAAAACGAUGCAAUUCUUUGCGAUGAUAAGCACAUUGCUAUGUUUGAAGAACUAUCCGAAAAAUAUCAAGUUGAAUACCUACCAGGUGGAGCCACGCAGAACGCUAUCAGAGUGUGCCAGUGGAUCCUCAACGCUCCAAACCGUACUGCUUUUUUUGGAGCUAUAGGAAAGGAUAAGUACGGUGAUCUAUUGAAAGAAAAAGCAAAAGAAGCUGGAGUGAAUGCUCGAUAUCAAAUCAAUGAGGACGUUAAGACUGGCACUUGUGCAGCGCUUAUCAAUGGACAACACAGAUCGUUAUGCGCUCAUCUUGCUGCUGCAAACACCUUCACCAUAUCUCACCUGCUUGAUGAUGUGAAUGCAGCACUAAUAAAGAAAGCACGGUUUUUCUACAUUGCCGGUUUCUUCCUGACUGUUUCACCCUCAUCUAUUAUGCACAUCGCAAAACAUUCACACGAAAGCAAUAAGACUUUCAUGUUCAACUUGGCUGCACCGUUUAUUUCACAGUUUUUCCUCGAACCUUUGAAAGAAGUUCUUCCCUACGUUGAUAUUCUUUUCGGCAAUGAAGAUGAAGCCUCGGCAUUCUCUAAGGCUGCAAACUUCGGUACUACGAACAACGAGGAAAUCGCAGUCAAGAUUGCAUCGUGGGAUAAGGUAUCAAAAAGAAAACGUACAGUAAUCAUCACGCAAGGAGCUGAUUCUGUUAUAGUAGCUGUUGGAGACAAAAUCACGCUUCAUCCUGUGCCAAAAAUUGCCAAAGAAAAGAUUGUUGAUACAAACGGUGCUGGCGACGCUUUUGUGGGAGGAUUUCUAUCACAAUACAUCCAAGAUAAAACUCUCGAAGAGGCUGUUUCCUGCGGUAACUAUGCCGCUGGAGAGAUUAUUCAAAGAAAUGGGUGCACAUUUCCAUCGGUGUGCAGGUAUCACUGAAAGCUAUUUAUUCACCAUGGGUUUGUUUUCAAACACUCCACUCGACUGGUCCUUUGUACUACAUAUCGUAAUGUUGAUGAGAAGCCUUUCUUAGGGUAUGCAUGUAAGUUCCCACGGAUUAGGGAUGGCACCUCUUUAUUUUGAGAGAUG